Paramecium pentaurelia is the source of this 428-nucleotide messenger RNA. Lineage: Eukaryota; Ciliophora; Oligohymenophorea; Peniculida; Parameciidae. The record is from the annotation of a GenBank genome assembly.
AUGAAUAAGAAGUUUAUUUUAUUGCAUUAUACUUAAAAUCCUCCAAAUUUCCUAAACGAUUCUUUUCAAUAUUUCUUAUUGUUGAGAGAAUUAUCAAUUGAUUCUUUCUAGCAAAGAUCCUCUUUACCUAAAUACGCAAAUUGCAAUGAGGCUUUCUAUUUGACUUAUGAUUACUAAAGAUGCUAAUUGAUCGUUUAAUAGAUUCACUAAGAAAGAAAAAGUAUAUUAUUAUUUUAUACCUAGAAUAAUAAAAUGACAAUAAAUAAUAGGACCAAUAUCAAUCCAAGUUAUAUCUUCAUCUUUAAUAACUGAUAUAGUUUCUACGAUUACUCCUCCUUAAAAUUCUAAUACAGCUUAAUAUGAAGAAUCCUAUUUCAUAAAAGGUGAAUGAAUUAAGGGAAGAUCAAGCUAUUAGGUUGGAUCUCUGA